UGUAUUGCUAAUACUGCUGAUUUUUAACGAUUAAUAUCGGUAAUUGAUUGUUUUAGAUUGAAGUGAAAUGUCUGUAGUUAAAGCGAUGUGGGAUCAUGCUUCAGUAGAUGUAUGGAUUUAUCUCCAAUUAAUAAUAUUUCUUUCAGUCUUCUAUUUUUUUUAUCUAUUCAAAGAUAAUAUUAAAAUAAUUUAUUUUAUUUUGUCACUGAACGGACCACCAGCUCUUCCAUUUUUAGGAAACAUUAAUUACAUAUUCGACAAACAUUUACUUUUCAAGAUGUCUCACUUUGCCUACCAAUUAUACGGUCCCGUGUUUCGUAUCUGGUUGACAAUUUUUCCAUUUGUUGUAAUCCUGGAACCAGAAGAUAUACAGAAAGUCCUCGGGAAUCCUCGGCACGUUUCAAAAGGAUUUUUGUACAACCUUUUACAUAAUUUUUUAGGCAAGGGCUUAUUGACAAGUGAUUCAGAGACUUGGAAGAGCCAUAGAAAAAUUAUACAACCAGCCUUUCACUUAAACGUCUUGGAUAAAUUUAUUGAGUCUUUCAAUCACUCGGCGCGUAAGUUGGUCGAGAGCUUUUUGAGUGCAGGUGAUUGCACUAACAUAACUUAUCUGGUCAAUGACUGCGUAUAUGAAGUUUUAAACGAAACGAUAAUUGGCAAUGAAAGACAACCUGGCAGUAAAUUAUUAAAUAGUAAAGACUCACCAUUCAGGCAGGGACAAAUAUCACUAUUUUAUCGUCUAAGUCAUCCUUGGCUCAUAUUUAAUUACUUCUACAAAAAAACUGAAAUGGGCAAACGUGAAGAUAAGCAUUACGAAGCUUUAUUUAAGGCCUGUAAAAAUAAAAUUAAUGAAACCAAACAACCAAAUGAUGACAAAAAUAAAAAUAAAAAAACAUCUCUUCUUGAAUUUAUGGUGAAGAUAAAAUCCACUUAUCCAGAAUUUAGAGAGCAAGAUAUAAUUGAUGAGUGCUGCACAUUCAUGCUCGCUGGUCAAGACUCCGUGGGUUCGACGAUUGCGAUGACGCUUUUCAUGUUUGCUAAGUACCCCAGAUGGCAAAAUAUCUGUGUAGAAGAGAUGAAUGAAAUAUUUGGCAACGAUUCUAGAGAUCCAACAUUAAAAGAUCUUCGGGAUAUGAAAAAUUUGGAGAUGUUUAUUAAAGAAACGAUGAGACUUCAUCCCAGUGUACCUUUGAUUGGUCGUGUUCUUGGAGAGGAUAUUAAAAUAGGUAAACAUAUCAUUCCAAAAGGAUGUUCGGUACUUAUAUUUCCACAGUCAACUCACAGGCUGUCCCAUCAUUAUCUGAACCCUCAUGAAUUUGAUCCUGAACAUUUUAAUCCAGAUCGCUCUGUUAGAAGACAUCCUUAUGCGUAUUUAGCGUUUAGCGCGGGGCCUAGAAAUUGUAUUGGAAAUAAAUUCGCAUUGCUUGAAAUGAAAUCAAUAAUUAGUAAAGUACUGAGACAUUGUCAACUGGAGUUAGUCCCAGGUAAAGAAAAAGUAGUAACUAAAUUCCGAGUAACUGUGCGUGCCAAGGGUGGUAUUUUUAUAAAAAUAAUUCCUAGAAUACAAUCACACAAUUCUUAAAAAUUUUUACAAUGUAUAUGUAUCAUAUAUCAUAAAUCAUAUUCUGUUUUGUAAGUUUUAUUUUCACAAUAAAAAUUUUUCGAUAAAUUAUUUAGUUUUAAGCGUUUAAAUU
Molecule: messenger RNA, 1694 nt
Organism: Cotesia glomerata
Lineage: Eukaryota; Metazoa; Arthropoda; Insecta; Hymenoptera; Braconidae
Gene: Cyp4aa1
Product: probable cytochrome P450 4aa1
Exons: 6
Coding region: 68-1582 (504 amino acids)
Molecular function (GO): iron ion binding; oxidoreductase activity, acting on paired donors, with incorporation or reduction of molecular oxygen; heme binding
Source: RefSeq, a predicted model, not a curated record